AUGGAACCGGUGGUUGCUGAUGCGAAAAUUUGUGGCUCGUGUCGUGGUGCAUAUUAUGAUUGGAAAAAGAGAAAUCCUGACUUCGAUGGUAUUUUAUCGAGAAUUGAUGGAGAAAUGUCAUAUGAUGAUGGUGACAAUUGUGACAUGGAUACAAGUGCUAAUGAUUCAUCCAGUGCGUUAUAUGGAGAGGAUUCAGGAAAUGAUACAAAUAUCGAUGAUUCAUUAAAUGAGCCCAAUGAACCAUACUGUGAUUCGGUUACUCAUGGCGAAAAUGGAUUUAUUACGUUAUCAAUGAAUUGCACCAUUUCGUCUCACCGAAAAUGCUGUGUUUGUCAACAGUACAUCAUAAGAAAUUCUCUAACAGUUCCAUCAAAUGAUCGAAGUCUUAUCUGGCUGAUGAAAAACGUUUUCAUACCUGAAGGAGCUCGAUGUUGUACUGAACACAUUUUAAAUGGCCAAUUGAAUGUAGAUGCAAUCAAUCAAAUUAAACCAUCAAUUGUACAAGUCAUGAAAUUCAGUGCCAGCGACGUGCAGCUUUUAAUUGAUCAAUGGCAGAUUCAUUUUCAACAACAGAAGCGCUUCAAUUUUGAUGAUACUCGAUCUGUGUCUGACGAUGAAUGCAAGGUGUUAACUAGUUUAACGAAGGUGCAAUUUGAAGAUCUUGUGUGGCAAAUAUCGAAAUCUGGCAUUCGAAAUUCAAGUAAUAGAUCCAUCCGUACUGCAGUUGCUGUCCUGCUUUGUAAAUUACGAUUUGGAAUGUCAAAUACACUGUUGACCGUUUUAUUUCAACUGCCAGACAAACGAACAGUAUCUAGAUGUAUCGAAAGUGCUCGAACAGCAUUGAUCAAUGAAUUCGUGCCGAAGAAUUUAGGAUUUGCUCAUAUUGGACGCAAUGACAUUAUUCAUCAACAUACAUCAACACUUGCUCAAUACCUUUUGUGUGAGAAUGAACCCAAUACGGCCAUCGUUGUAAUCGACAGUACAUACAUAUACAUUCAGAAAUCCCGGAACAACGAAUUUCAACGCAAGUCAUUCAAUCUUCACAAAAAGCGAUCACUACUCAAACCAAUGCUGAUUGUUUCGACUACUGGCUAUAUCAUUGCUUGCAUCGGUCCGUUUCUGUCGAACUAUUCGAAUAAUGAUGCAUCAAUUAUGCAGAAUAUCUUGCAUCGAAAUACGGACGGUAUACGCAAUUGGUUGAAUGAGGAUGAUGUGAUCGUAGUGGAUCGAGGCUUUCGAGAUUGUGUGAAUGCUAUGGAAGAUCUUGGCUUAAAUGUCGUCUUUCCUCCGUUUCUCAAUGGGCGCAAGCAAUUCACUACAACGGCAGCGAAUCAAUCGCGAUUUGUGACGAAAGUGCGGUGGGUUGUUGAAGCAGAAAAUGGCCGAAUCAAACAGUUCAAAUUUUUAGCCAACACUGUAGCGAAUUCAUCUUUACCACAUCUUGAACAAUAUUUAUCUAUUGUUUGUUCAAUCAUUAAUCGAUACCGGCCACCAAUAAAAACCUCAAGCAUUCAAGACACCGUGAUAGCCGAUCAAAUGAUAUCGUUACGAAAUCAAAAGAAGAAUUUCGAAGCAGUAAGCUCAAUCGCUAUCUAA
Messenger RNA from Rotaria socialis, 1596 nucleotides. Lineage: Eukaryota; Metazoa; Rotifera; Eurotatoria; Philodinida; Philodinidae. The record is from the annotation of a GenBank genome assembly.